GUACAGUAAAGCGAUAUCUUAUCGGGCGUAUGAAAAAUGUGACUGAAAUCAGGGAGAAAUCGCGCAACGUAAGUAUAUGGGAACGUAACAAAGUGUUGAAAUUGUAUGAAGCCGGAAAAACUGUUAAAUUCAUCGCUAAUCGUAUAGGCCGAGGCGCUGCUACUGUUUGGCGAAUAAUUUCUGGCACAUGGAGACCGAAAAGAUCUAAUUUGACCACUAUGGAGCUGAUCAAAGAGAAGCGCAUGCUGUUGGAGGUGGAAGCCAAUAGAAACAAAUUCCUGAAAAAGUUGCGGUCAGCAAGAUCAAAUUCAGCUUCUCACGGGAGUGAUGAGGACGGAAAUUCAGUGGCAAAUAGUUCGAGAUCAUCAGUGAGACUAACAAGCAGUCAGGAUGUUUCUGAAUUGGAAAAUGAGGACAAUCCUUCUUCGACAGGGUUAGCUGAACUGUUUCCUAGUGGCGAGUUGGGAAAGCUUCGAUCAACUAACGAUGCUAUUGCGUUUUUAUGCUCUAAAGAAGUUCGCUCUAAGUGCAAUACCUGGUGGCCGAAAUGCGAAGAUGAAAAGGACGACCCUGCAUCAAAGUGUUGGUUAGUUAAGCUAUCAGAUGCCAUCUUCGAAGACGACAGAAUUUAA
Molecule: messenger RNA, 632 nt
Organism: Trichobilharzia szidati
Lineage: Eukaryota; Metazoa; Platyhelminthes; Trematoda; Strigeidida; Schistosomatidae
Source: the annotation of a GenBank genome assembly